AUGGCGGAAUGUAAUUCCUCAGUUCAUUUGAUCGCUUUGUGCAUAUUCUUCUCACUUCUGAUCACCAUCUUCUCAUCAUCCACAGUUGAAGCAACCGGAGAGAGUAAGCUGAGCUGGAUUCCGACUAGAAGAGGACAAUGGGAAGGGUCCAUAGCGGAGUGCAUAGGCGAAGAAGAAUUGGACAUGGACUCUGAGAUACACCGGCGUAUUCUCCAGACGACACGGUACAUAAGCUACGCAGCGCUGCAGAGAGGAUCAGUGCCAUGUUCUCAUAGAGGUGCAACUUACUACAAUUGUCAACCAGGUGCAGAGGCUAACGCCUAUACUCGCGGUUGCAAUGCCAUUACUCGUUGCCGUCACAGAUAG
Messenger RNA from Jatropha curcas, 366 nucleotides. Its product is annotated as rapid alkalinization factor. Gene Ontology annotation, biological process: calcium-mediated signaling. Lineage: Eukaryota; Viridiplantae; Streptophyta; Magnoliopsida; Malpighiales; Euphorbiaceae. The record is from RefSeq and is a predicted model, not a curated record. Gene Ontology annotation, cellular component: plasmodesma.